Molecule: messenger RNA, 324 nt
Organism: Trichophyton benhamiae CBS 112371
Lineage: Eukaryota; Fungi; Ascomycota; Eurotiomycetes; Onygenales; Arthrodermataceae
Product: BET3 family protein
Exons: 1
Coding region: 1-324 (107 amino acids)
Source: RefSeq, a predicted model, not a curated record
AUGUCCUUCGACACACCUACACCCCCCUUCAGCGCUUCCGAUCCUCACGCCCGUUUCCUAAACGCAUCAUGCCUGGAUCUAUUAUUAAUCGAGCUGGUACCUAUGGCGGAACGAAUAGUACAAGAACUCGAGCUCGGAGAAAAGGAUUCCCCAGUCAAGCAAGACGAAGCACUAGAUAUACAAAAUAAGGAAAGAGAGAAAGAAAAAGAGAAGGAUAGCAAGUCGUCUGUGGCCGUUAUGGAUGACGAAGAGUAUCGCGAGGCUAUAUAUUUUAGACUGGAGUCAUUGGGGUAUAGAGUCGGUCUGGGAUUGGGAGAAAGGUAA